Seminavis robusta is the source of this 570-nucleotide messenger RNA. NCBI's taxonomy places the organism in Eukaryota, Bacillariophyta, Bacillariophyceae, Naviculales, Naviculaceae. The record is from the annotation of a GenBank genome assembly.
AUGAAGCUCUCCACACUUCCUUUCCUUCUUGUCUCGGCUAUCCAUGUUCAUGCUCAGACCGCAGAUCCUACCUGUGCCACCGGUAUUCCCGCAUCCAUUUAUCAAAUUAAUGGGGCCGAUUAUCAGUCUUGUUGUCCAUCAAGCUGCACUGCAUGUGGUGGUCCUGGGUGUAGCCAACGUCCGGGUGGCAGCGAAUGCUGCAAUGGUGGCAUUCGUGUUCUUGGCUACUCCUGCGAUACUCAGGGACCUCCCUGCCUGCUCAGCGCUCCCUUUACACCGUACCAGGAUCCUACCUGUGCCACCGGCCUUACCAGCGACAUUUUUGAGAUUUCUGGGGUAGAAUAUCAGGCUUGUUGCCCAACUAGCUGCACUUCAUGUGGCGGUGAUCGUUGCGACGACCUUCCGGGAGGACCCGACAAUUGCUGUGAUACUGAAAUCCGUGAAAGAGGCAACUCCUGCGAUGAUCAGGGACCUCCCUGCCUUGCCUCUGUACCCGAGCCAACGAACCCUCCCCCAACCACAACUGCAGGAGGUGGUGGCGAUCCCCACUUCAAGGUAAGCACCCGAUAG